This is a messenger RNA of Mesocestoides corti, 1071 nucleotides long. The record is from the annotation of a GenBank genome assembly. Lineage: Eukaryota; Metazoa; Platyhelminthes; Cestoda; Cyclophyllidea; Mesocestoididae.
UUAAAACCUCCACCAAAGCCUAAAUUUUUGGCUUUACUUGAACACAAAAUAUUGCGAGACAUGAAAAAGUUGGGCAUUCCAGAGGACACUUCAAAUCCACUUCGUCUGCAGUUAUAUCGUGAGAUAUUCGAUCGCUUUAUCGAAAAGUGCGUCUUAUACGGGCCACUCUUAGCUAAAAUCAAGAACCAAUAUGAGGAAUUCAUUGUGCAUUUGCGUAAAAAGAUCGAUGAAAUGCUACCGAUAAGGGAGCAUUUGUGGGUUGCCUCAUUUAAUGCUGACGAGAGCGUUCGAGACUUCCGGAACCAUGAAAACGCUGAAAUCGUUUUCUUGAAGUCAGAAAUGCAGCGCGACAAGGCCAAAAUCGAGAAACUGAAGCAGGAGUGCACAGAACUUCAAGUGACGGUUGGAAAUCUGUCUGCCAAGUUGGAAGCUCGGGAUGAAGCAUGCCGAGUGGAAUCCGAUGGACGCAAGCUUCUCAUUGGUGAAGUAAAUGACCUUACCUCAAGGCUACACGAAAUGGAGCUCCUUGUCAAGGCUGACACUGAUCGCAACAACGAAGACCCAAUUACACUUAAGAUCUUGGUCGAGUACGCGUCGUGCUAUGUUAUUCCCAUGCAAUACGAAAAAGCCACCGAGAAGGCAAAUGCCGAGCUAAAUCAUUACCGGUCAGACUAUGAGGAGAGAGUGCCGCGGACAAAGUACGACGAGGCGGUGAAGCAGCUCAACGAGAAGACCCUCGAGGUUGAAGCUCUAAACGAGGAGCUGGAGAGUGCUGCAAGUCGUUACAGCGUGCUGGAAGACCACUGUGCCACGCUGACAACAUGGCGCGAUCUCUUCAACACCCAAGUGCUAUACAUCACGCGAGUUCUGGCCACAAAGUCUGACCCUGGACAGAAGGUAGAGUACAUCAGCGCCCUGCUCUUCAGGUACCGGAAGAUCGCGCGCGAGAAGACCGCCGAGCAGUUGGCCGAGUUUGUGCAGCAGGACUUCGCGCAUGCCGAGGCUGGUGGUCUGCCGUCGCUCAGUAGACCGACUGUCGCAAAAGCCCGAUCCAAAACGGAUACUGACUAA